Molecule: messenger RNA, 970 nt
Organism: Lentinula edodes (shiitake mushroom)
Lineage: Eukaryota; Fungi; Basidiomycota; Agaricomycetes; Agaricales; Omphalotaceae
Exons: 4
Coding region: 89-877 (262 amino acids)
Source: RefSeq, a predicted model, not a curated record
UUAGUAACUGCUGGCCAAGCUGACCGAUGGCAUUUAAGCCUCUAUAAGUACCCAGCUUUGAAAUUUUUUCAUCCUCAGCUUUUCCAAUAUGUCGCUCACAUAUUUCCAUCAACCUUUUGAAGAGUCGUGGACCCAAACCGAUAGAGGAAUCGAUGAAGAUCGUUACCAUCCUUCGUAUUCAUGUCACUUGCAUAAAUCCUUGCGAAACAAGUUUCUCUGGCAUUUUGUGCCCACGUUUCUUAUGGUUUUUGGAACAGAGUUUGAAGAAGCAUUUCUCAUUCGUACUUCAGCCGUAUGGGCUGCUCACUGGCCUGAAGAUGUGACUUUUGGGGAGAAGCCACUGCACCAACGGACCUCUCUCAUGAAGCGAGUAGUCUAUCCACCUGGAUAUAGUGGCAGCGAACUCGAUAUUGAGGAUCUAGAACUUCGUUAUGGUGUUUCUAGAUAUGAGGCGCAAACAAUGAUACGAGACAAGAUUACUCAAGCAACAUUGUAUAGUUUCUUCAACGAUAAUAAUCAAACUUACCAGAGAAUUUUGCACACAUAUGCGAAUGAUGAAGCCAGGAAAAUGUGGCACGGAAUGAUGAAUUCCAUCCGAAACUUUCUUGUUCAAGCAGUAAACAACUUUCAUCCAUAUAUUCAAUCUUAUGGCCUUCCGCCUUCAGCUUGGGAAACAUCUUUGAAUCAGGCAGUUCUUCUAUGGGAUGUUCAUAACCAUCUUCCAGUAUCAUUUCACAAAGAGUACCCUUCAUGGCCCCGUUACCAUUAUCUAAUGAAAGAGCCAGAGAAUGGAGACCAUCGGACGCUCAUCUGGGAAUACCCUUCAGCACUUUCGGCAGUGGAAGCAGCACUCCCUCCACCUUGGCUGCCUUGGUAGAUACGAUUGCUGCCUUGCCCAAGCUAUUUCUUUGCUUUGACCCCACCUUGCUUUAUUACAUCGUUGUCCUGCUUGUGAUAUAAAUGAACAACC